CCCCGCUUCUCUCUCUCUCUCUCUCUCUCUCUCUCUCUCUCUCUCUCUCUCUCUCUCUCUCUCUCUCUCUUUCUCCUGUCUCUCUCUCUCCGUUUCUUAUACCCCGUGUGUUCUCUCUUUUUCAGCCCCGCUGUGUCUCUGUCUUUCUGUCUUUCUCUGUCUCUCUCUCUGUCUCUCUCUCUCCGUUUCUUAUACCCCGUGUAGUCUCUCUUUGUCAGCCCCUCUCUCUCUCUCUCUCUCUCUCUCUCUCUCUCUCUCUCUCAUUCUCUCUCUCUCUCUCUCUCUCUUCUAAUGAAUCCUGCCCUCUGUUUUGUUUGGUUUCUAGACUUACGCCCUGUUCGAACUCUCCAACUAGCGGGAGUCGAGUCUCUCCGCUGAGAGUUGUUGUUCUUUGGACCCUCUACUCGUCGACAGUUUGUGGUAUCGCUGGACUGUGUAGAGUCUCUAACUGCCACGUGUUGUGUUAAAUCGGAUGUUUUCCUAUGUCCGUGCAGGGACUUUCGUGAACCCUAUAUGAUUUAUUCAAAACGGGAAGUAGGUGUGCUGCUAAUUUCGACAGUCACUGUCUGCUUAUUCAUCAAUUUAAGGUGGUUGGAAUUGUGUUUAUGACGACAACGAGGACGCACCUCGUCACUGACUCGCUGCUGCGACGUGCUGGCGACAAUUCUCCUUAUCCUCUCAGUUCGGCAGUGCAUUCUUGAAGUUAUCGAGCACCUAAGACGUGACUGGUCUUACUUGUGAGCAGAAAUCUUGCAUUACUAAGCACAGUCAGAGACUUCCUCUUUUUUUUUGUUUUAUUUUUCUUUUCGUACACAAAAGAAAACUCGUUAUAAGAAUAUUUUCUUUUGCCGUACGGUGCCAUGAAAGGGGAGACAAGAAAAUGCAACAGCAAACAGAGGUCCCAGGCUUGCUUUCUUUUUUCUUUUGGUCAUUUCUCGCUUUGGUCGAUUCAUCCUCGCGCAGGGGCCGUUGCUAUCGUUCCAAUUUUGACGGAUGUUCCACAGGUCGCAUCCUGACUGGCAUUAUAAUACGAACAGACUUCGCUUGACGGACGACUAGACUCGCACUGAAAUUGACAGCAUACACAGAUCAAGCCAGAGUAGCAUUCCCGGUGCGCGAAUUAGGUUGACAUGCAUCGUGGGGAAAAAGAGGUGAACACUCCCUGUACGCGUCAAAAAUUAGCAUCGUGGGGAAAAAGAGGUGAACACUCCCUGUAUGCAUUGUGACGGAUCGAUCGUGCGUCAUAUGCGUGGCUGGCUCGCCAUUACGUGCCUCACGGCCCUCACAGGGGUCCUGAUGAGUUCUCGUAAGACCGAAAACAAGAGGGAAGAGUAGUGAGUGCUUGUGUCAUUUUCAAGGCUCGAGAGAUCACAAGGCGGGAAACCAGCAACGGGAUCAUUACCGUCUUGCCUCGUACACAACGCAACGCGCCCGUGUAAUGAAAGCGUACAGGUUUGUUUUCCGGUACGGCACUGUCCUCAUGAGGCGCCAUCACGUGUGAGGGGUCGAUCGUGAGUCGUCUGCGUGGCUGGCUCGUCAUAAGCAGAAGAUCCUAUUAGAGAACUUGUGAGGGAUCGAUCGUGCGUCGUAUGGCACAGGGGUUCUGACGAGUCCUCGUAGAACCGAAAACAAGAGGGAAGAGUAGUGAAUGCUUGUGUCAUUUCCACUGCUCGGAAGAUCACAAGGCGGGAAACAAGCAACGGGAUCAUUACCGUCUUGCCUCGUACACAACACAACGCGCCCGUGUAAUGAACGCAUACAAGUUUGUUCUCCGGUCCGGCACUGUCCUCUUGAGGUGCACUUUGAUCGGCAGAAGCCGCACACGCGUUGCGAGGCACUGAGAACAACUACCAUACCAGGUGGAGAACCAACCCAGGUUGAGGGGGUUACCACGACUUACCAGGUACAGCAAAAUGUACAGGCAGGUAUCAGGAACAGAGCGAAAGGCACACGCAAAAGAGGGGAUUCGGCAGAGGGAGGAAAUAACAAAAAGAGAGGGGGAUCCAGAUAACAGAAAAUGAGGUAAGGAUAAAGGUCCAAGGCGGAG
This is a messenger RNA of Chara braunii, 2047 nucleotides long. NCBI's taxonomy places the organism in Eukaryota, Viridiplantae, Streptophyta, Charophyceae, Charales, Characeae. The record is from the annotation of a GenBank genome assembly.